CAGAAUUUUCAAAUGGGAGAUUGCAGUGAUUUAGAUAGACAAAUUGAACAACUACAAAGAUGUGAGGUGAUUGACGAAAGUGAAGUCAAAGCUCUCUGUGCUAAAGCUAGAGAAAUAUUAAUUGAAGAAAGCAAUGUUCAACAAGUAGACUCACCAAUAACUGUUUGUGGUGACAUACAUGGACAAUUUUAUGAUUUAAAAGAACUUUUUAAAGUAGGAGGGGAAGUUCCGGAUACUAAUUAUUUAUUUCUCGGUGAUUUUGUAGAUAGAGGUUUCUAUAGUGUUGAAACAUUUUUAUUGCUUCUUGCUUUAAAGGUUAGAUAUCCCGAUCGAAUAACAUUGAUACGAGGAAAUCAUGAAAGUCGUCAGAUUACUCAAGUUUAUGGAUUUUAUGAUGAAUGUAUUAGAAAAUAUGGUUCUGUUACUGUCUGGAGAUAUUGCACAGAAAUUUUUGAUUAUCUCAGUUUAUCAGCAGUUAUUGAUGGAAAAAUAUUUUGUGUACAUGGUGGUUUGUCCCCUUCUAUUCAAACAUUAGAUCAAAUUCGAACUAUUGAUCGCAAACAGGAAGUACCACAUGAUGGACCUAUGUGUGAUUUAUUAUGGUCAGAUCCAGAAGAUACUCAAGGAUGGGGUGUAAGUCCAAGAGGAGCUGGUUACUUAUUUGGUAGUGAUGUAGUGAAUCAGUUUAAUGCUGCCAAUGAUAUUAAUAUGAUAUGUCGUGCUCAUCAAUUAGUUAUGGAAGGUUAUAAGUGGCAUUUCAAUGAAACUGUAUUAACAGUUUGGUCAGCACCUAAUUAUUGCUACAGAUGUGGUAAUGUUGCUGCUAUUCUGGAAUUGGAUGAACAUCUCCAGAAGAAAUUUACUAUAUUUGAAGCUGCCCCACAGGAAAAUAGAGGCAUACCAACUAAAAAACCUCAACCUGAUUAUUUCCUGUAAUAUUUUCCUAUGCAAGUUCAUCACGGAUGACAGGAAGAUAUCGGAAGAAAGAAAAAAUUUCAUAUCUUGUCAAAUUUAUCUAC
This is a messenger RNA of Centruroides sculpturatus (bark scorpion), 1019 nucleotides long. Its product is annotated as serine/threonine-protein phosphatase 4 catalytic subunit B. Gene Ontology annotation, cellular component: cytoplasm; nucleus. Bases 13 to 936 code for a protein of 307 amino acids. The transcript has 7 exons. The record is from RefSeq and is a predicted model, not a curated record. Gene Ontology annotation, biological process: double-strand break repair via homologous recombination; peptidyl-serine dephosphorylation. Gene Ontology annotation, molecular function: protein serine/threonine phosphatase activity. NCBI's taxonomy places the organism in Eukaryota, Metazoa, Arthropoda, Arachnida, Scorpiones, Buthidae.